CGCGCCUGCGCGGAGCGGGCGGCUCGUACUGGACGGUAGGAUUCAAAUGAGUGGCGCGCUCGAGGGUGAGCGUGGAGGUCGGCGCUCGGCCCAGCUCCUCUCGGCAUGAACCCUAUCCAGAGUUUCCACUGUAAGCUGCGGGGUCUGGCCGCCGUGCUGGACGGCGAGACGGCCCGGCUGCUGCGAGCGCUGGACGGCGAGGACAGCGACUUAGAAGAUUCACCAAUGAGAAUUUUAUAUGACCUUCACACAGAAGUUCAGACUCUAAAGGAUGAUGUUAACACUCUUCUUGGUGAAGCAAGAUUGGAGAGUCAAGAAAGCACACAUUUCAUAAAGGCAACAAAAAUACUGAUGAAAAAAAAUUCAACAGACAUCAUGAAACUGAGAGAGUUUUUCCAGAAGUAUGGCUAUCAAGCACGUGACAAGGAAGAUUCAGCAUGUGAGCACAAAGUCAGCGACUCGGCCUCAGAGUUGGCUGUGUGUGAAGACGCUCAGAAGCCCGCUGCAGAGGACGAGCCGUCUGAUCCGUGUGUUCCGAGCACUUCUGUCUCUGAAAAGCCCCUACGCAGCCCACAGCUUUCAGACUUUGGACUGGAGCGGUACAUAGUCUCCCGAGUCCCACCAAACCCUCCCCAGACAGCUGACAGCCUUAAAGAAGAAUGCAUAUCGGAAACCCCUCCUGCCAGAGAAUCUUCUGUCACAGUGCUAAAGACUCCCAGGUGUGCUCUGAAGAUGGAUGAUUUUGAGUGUGUAACUCCUAAAUUAGAACACUUUGGUAUAUCUGAAUACACUAUGUGUUUAAAUGAAGAUUAUACCAUGGGACUUAGAAAUAUGAAGAACAUGAAAAGUUCCCCUCUGAAUAGUGCCAGUGGAGAGGCCGUAGGGACAGGGCCUGUGACCAGUGAGAAUUCUUUAGCCAUUCCUGGUUCCAUAAUCGAGCAGCUGGAAAAAACUGAUGCUGAAUAUACAAAUUCACCAUUGCCACCUAAAUUCUGCACUCCAGGUUUGAAAAUUCCGUCUACAGUGGACAGUGGAGCUUUGGUAUAUAAAAAUUAUCCAAAACCAAAUAGUUCAUCAAGUGAUUUGGAAGUGAAAGACUGUGAUCCAUUAAUUUUAAAUUCAGAUGAAUGCUAUGAGAAUUUUGCAGACCCCCCUUCUACAAUUACUUCCUGUGAAAAUAUCAGGACACCUUCUCCUCCAGCAGUUACUGCAAUUCCAGAAGACAUUCUCCAGAUGUUAACAAAGCACAACUCAAACCUAGCUACUCCAUUGGAAGUUAAAACAAUGCCAUCCAGGAAAGGCUUCCUCAAGUACGGGGGGCAGAGCAUCCGAGGUGCUGCCAACAAGGAAAACUGGUGACGCCACUGCAGGACGUGCCUGUGUUACCUGAGGCAUUUGAAAACUAGGGAAUUCUAGUGUGGAUACAUCCAAUAAAGAAGCUGGACAGCAACGGGAAAGUGAGCUGGACUUAAGUUUUCUCAAAUCUUCUAUUAGAAAAUUUAGCUGGUUAACACAGAGAGACCAGUGAGAUGGAAGGAGGGCUCACUGCUGUGUCUGCCUUCUUUUCUCCCAGUUUUCCAGUUUUAUUUCAUUCUUACAUUAAUGUUUCUGUUCCGCCACACUGUGUUGGCCUCUCUAGCUUGGCCACCCAGCAGAUCCGAACUUCAUUCUUUCUGGACACCUGAGCCGGGAGCCUUGGGAACAUCUUGAUUCUAGAACUAUCUAAUAUCCUUCUAGGCCCAAGAUCCUUCUGAUCCAAGAACAGCUAGAAAGUAGUUCUCUUAAGUUCCUGACAGUGCUUUUGGGAAGUUUUGCAAUGCAGCCAGUAGGGGAAUGAGGAGCUAGUGUUCUAGAGAGACCAGCUGAAAUUCUGAGAAGAAAUAAUUGGCAAAUACCAUAGGUACUUAAUGGGCUUAGGGAAUUUUCCUUUUUGGUUUUUUUUUUUUUCUAACCCCCAUGACAGGGUUUCUCUGUGUAGCCCUGGCCGUCCUGUGUCCCGGAACUCACUCUGUAGACCAGGCUGGCCUUGAACUCAGAGAUCCCUCUGCCUCAGCCUCCCAAGUGCUGCGAUUAAAGGAAUGUGCCACCACUGCCCAGCAGCUUUAGGAAAUUUUGUGUGGCAUAAGGAUUAUUCUAAUUAUGCACUGAAAAUGCAGUGGAAGAAUUCCAGGGUAAUCAAGAUGUUCCCAAGGCUCCUGACUCAGGGUAGGUAUUUGUAUAAAUUUGUUACAUAAUAAAAGGAUUUUCAGAGUAAAA
This is a messenger RNA of Peromyscus leucopus (white-footed mouse), 2256 nucleotides long. It is a transcript of the gene Ska3, whose product is annotated as spindle and kinetochore associated complex subunit 3. The transcript has 9 exons. The record is from RefSeq and is a predicted model, not a curated record. Gene Ontology annotation, biological process: mitotic cell cycle; chromosome segregation. Lineage: Eukaryota; Metazoa; Chordata; Mammalia; Rodentia; Cricetidae. Gene Ontology annotation, cellular component: spindle microtubule; outer kinetochore. The coding region runs from base 106 to 1359 and encodes 417 amino acids.